Molecule: messenger RNA, 2982 nt
Organism: Oryza sativa Japonica Group (Japanese rice)
Lineage: Eukaryota; Viridiplantae; Streptophyta; Magnoliopsida; Poales; Poaceae
Source: RefSeq, a predicted model, not a curated record
UACUACUUCCGUCCCAAAAUAAGUGCAGUCGUGGAUAUCUGUGUCUAAUGUUUGACUGUCUGUCUUAUUUAAAAAAAUUAUGAAAAAAUUAAUAAAAUUAGUCACAAAAAGUAUUAUUCAUGUUUUAUCAUCUAAUAACAAUAAAAAUACUAAUCAUAAAUUUUUUUAAUAAGACGAAUGGUCAAACGUUGGACAUGAAAGUGCAAAACUGCUGAUCGCACCCAAAGCUGCUAGCUAGUAGUACCUCCACUUACCAGAAACCGGGUUAGCCCUGACGGCUAAAAACCGUCAAGAAUAAACGAAUGGAAGGGGAUGCUUGAUCCUGUAGCCCCAUCUCAAGUGACGUGCAAUAUACUGUACAUAAAUGUGUACAUGAACUUGAAUUGUUGUAUUAUAGUCUAUAUACCACUAUAUACAUUGAUAAGACAAGAACAAAGGGUUUUGGAACUUUGUUCUUCAUCGAGGGAAUUAAUAGCAUUAAUACAAAAAUCGUACAUUGUUUUGUUUGACAGAUUAACAGUAUAAUGCAAUGUUAUAUUUAAUUCAUGUUUUUCUUGACUCCGUAAAGAUAGUCAAUAAAGUUGUGCAUGCAUGGCUUUCUUGUCAAUAAAUGUGAUUCUUGCACAUUGUGCAUACCAGUCACACAUUUUCCAUUUUGUUGAUGUUGUUAGGCCCAAUGUUAUUUGGUAUGAAAAUGAUGCCAUACUGCCACACACAAACGAAUGCGAGAUGACAACCAACGUUAAACAAAAAAAAACAGAACCUAUCUGCUGAUCAAAGACAAACCCUGCAAGCCAGUAACGGUAAUGCAUGCAGUAGUACUGCACUAAACAGCAGAAGUCCUAAAUAAUUAAUUCACCAUGGAAUAUUAAGCCCCCUGGCAACGUAGACUCUUCUCCUACCACUCAUUCUCCCAAAUAAGCUACCCACUCCGUCCAACGAUAUAAGCAUUUCUAGAUUGUUAAGUACUCCCUCCAUUCCAAAUUGAUAUACAUAUAGUUUUUUUGAGGUUAUUCCUAAAUGAUCUACAUAUUUGUGUUCAUUCAUUAGGUCUAUUCGUUAUUUGUGCAUUGGAGUAAAUGGACAUUGAUGCAUGCAUCCAUGCACACAAGUAUUUAUAACCCACAUGCAAUAUCUUGAUUUGUUAUUGGCUAGGAGAUAGUGGGGAUGGUGCAUGCAUCUAGCUUGUUGCUAGAGUAAAUAUAGUAUGAGAGAGUUAUUAGCUUUUCUUGGUCUUGGUGUACAUAUGAAAUAUGUAGAUCAAUUUGGAAUGGAGGGAGUAAAUGUGAAGGUUAAGGAGAAAAGACUUUAGUCUCUCUCGUUUAAUGAGAGAUUGAUGGUUGGGGAUGGAAGGGUGAUUGAGAGUAAGAAUUGGAGGUGAUUGGUGUAACAAGUACACAAGUGUAUGAAUGCUAUUAUUAAUUCUUGGAUAAAAUUCAAAUGCUUAUAUUGUUGGACGGACGGAGUACUAGCUAUAUAGCUAGUCACACCAGCAUUUGCUAAUUGGCUGCUCAUCUGCUGUACCCACAUUUCAUUUGGCCUUGAUCUUUCCAACCUCUCCUUGCACUCAGCUUGCAGCUUAGCUAGCUGCACACACUGUCCUCCCACAAGACACCCCACCAAACACCUUUUCUUCCUCCCUUUCUUGUGUGUGCCCCCACUCAGAUCAGCCAGCAGCUGGUAGUACCCUCUCUAGCUUAUUGCAGGGCCAUAUCCUCUGCUAGCUUAGCUUCUCUCACAAACCCCUUAAUUCCAUCUCAUAGACAGCCAAAAGGGUCAAGAGGAAAUUGGGUUUGUGCUCUCCCCAAAAUCCUCCAUAUAUAGUGCACAGGAGGCAUCAUUCUGUUCAUACAUAUCUCUCCCUUGCUUGCUUUGCUCCUGGAUAUAUAGCUAGCUUCUUUCUUUCUUCCUCUCUCCCUGUGUGGCACGCGCCUCCAAUCGAUCUCUUCGGUGAGUAGACGCAUCGAGAUCGGGGGGAAAUGUCGGUCCAGUUUACAUCGGAGCAUGUUUGCUAUGUCAACUGCAACUAUUGCAACACUAUCCUUGUGGUGAAUGUGCCAAACAAUUGUUCCUACAACAUUGUGACUGUUAGAUGUGGGCAUUGCACAAUGGUGCUCUCCAUGGAUCUUGCUCCUUUUCACCAAGCACGCACUGUUCAAGAUCACCAGGUACAGAACAGAGGAUUUCAAGGUAAUAACUUUGGAAGCUAUGACAUAGCUUCCAGAAAUCAGAGGACAUCGACAGCCAUGUACCCAAUGCCAACCAGUCAGCAGCAAGUGUCACCUAUACGUCCCCCUGAGAAAAGACAGCGUGUCCCAUCUGCAUACAACAGAUUCAUCAAGGAGGAGAUACAGAGGAUUAAAACCAGCAAUCCUGAGAUUAGCCACAGGGAGGCAUUCAGUGCUGCUGCAAAGAACUGGGCUCAUCUUCCCCGGCUCCAUUUUGGCCUCAGCGUCGCCGACGGCGGCGGCGGCGGCGGCAGCAACUAAUCGCGGCGGCGCGGCCUGCCGGCCGGCCACCGAUCGCCGGCGUGCACGCCGGCGCGCGGCGGCGGCCGGUCGAGAAUGCGCGCGCAGGAGGGACGACGACGAUAUAUUAUUAUCGCGUGUGCCCCUCUCUCUUCGCCGCGUAAUUAAUUAAUCAGUUAAUUAAUUACGUACGACCUACUGUGUUAUGCUAUCGAUCCGUGUUAAUUAAUUACCUACGUAUCUUGAUUAAUUAGUCUCGUAUUAUACGUACUAUUAUACGUACGUGCUGUGCUAUGUACGUAGACAACAAAAAAAAAUGUGCGUGAUGAGUUCUACUACGUACGUACGUACUGUGUUCUAGUGUUUUAAUUUGUAUCCGAACCAAGGAGUUGUUUAAUUAACUGCAUGCACAUGCACUGGACUUGAAUCUGGAGUAUUAUGUAAGUGUGCAUGCAUGCUGGAUUAUGCAAAAUAAACGAAUUAAUGAAUAGAACUGUUUUUGUUAAUUAAUUAA